Molecule: messenger RNA, 4979 nt
Organism: Oryzias melastigma (Indian medaka)
Lineage: Eukaryota; Metazoa; Chordata; Actinopteri; Beloniformes; Adrianichthyidae
Gene: sned1
Product: sushi, nidogen and EGF-like domains 1
Exons: 31
Coding region: 341-4375 (1344 amino acids)
Biological process (GO): Notch signaling pathway; establishment or maintenance of epithelial cell apical/basal polarity; heterophilic cell-cell adhesion
Cellular component (GO): protein-containing complex; plasma membrane
Molecular function (GO): calcium ion binding; Notch binding
Source: RefSeq, a predicted model, not a curated record
AGAAGUCCUUUGGCAGGCAGAAUAGAGCUUUUAUUGAGGAUAUUGCUGAGCUGACCAUCAGGGACCAGCUCACUGGAUUGUUUGAAAAAAUCUCCGCUGAAUCACUGCUCUUUCAUUCCUCUCAUUUGGGCGGCCGUGUCCAGCAGCAAACAGAAUGCAAAGAAUCUGCAGCAUUCCCCUGUCUGACAGCAGGAGCCAGGCCCCCUUCUGAAGGACCUGCGAGGAGGCAGAGCAGCCCCAGGGAGGGGAGCGUUCAGAGGAGGACUCACGUGUCUGCUGGGCUCUGCACUUGCUGCUACCCACCUUGCUGUCUGUCUGCUGCAUCCAUCCAGCUGAGGCCAUGCUGCUGCUGCUGCUGCUGCGAGCCCUGCUCUGCAUGGACAUGCUGCCGGAGGUGGACCCUGCUGUGCCCCUGGAGGGCUUCUACCCUUUUGGUCCAGAGGCGGGGGACUCACAGACCAUCACUCAGGACGACGGCGGCUCCGGGCUCCAGGAGAUCUCUGUGGCUUUCCCUUUCUUUGGAGAGAGGCACACGGGGCUGUAUGUGAACAACAAUGGCCUUGUGUCGUUCCUGAGGGAGGUGUCUCAGUUCACACCUGUGGCCUUUCCAAUCGCGGGGGAUCGGAGGGUCGUGGCGCCGUUCUGGGCUGACGUGGACAACCGCAGAGCGGGGAGCGUCUUCUACAGGGAGAGCUUGGACCCCUCAGUCCUGAGAAGGGCCUCCCGCGACGUCAGCACCUACUUCACCGAGUUUCCCGACUUUAAUGCGACAUGGACCCUCAUCUCUACCUGGCAUCGAGUUACUUUCUUUGGAGGAAACUCCCAAACGCCGGUGAAUACUUUCCAAGCGGUGCUCAUUACAGACGGGGAGCUUUCUUUCACCAUAUUCCAGUACAACAGCAUCACCUGGACGACGGGCAUGCACGCCAGCAGCGGAGGGAACCAGAGCGGCCUGGGGGGGAUCGCAGCGCAGGCAGGUUUCAAUGCUGGUGAUGGUAAGCGUUAUUUCAACAUUCCAGGUUCUCGCACCCGCGAUGUGGUGAACGUGGAGGGCACGACCAACGUGGGAUACCCAGGCAGAUGGGUCUUCCGCAUCGAUGAUGCGCACGUGGAAGUGGGAGGCUGCAAUAACUCUGCAUCGGUGUGCCCUCACCUGCGGCCGUGUAUGAAUGGCGGCCGCUGCAUUGAUGACUGCAUCACAGGUAAUCCCUCCUUCACCUGCUCCUGCUUGGCUGGCUUCACGGGUCAACAAUGCCAAAUCGAUGUGGAUGAGUGUGCCUCCAGUCCGUGCCAGAACGGAGGGACUUGUGAAGAUCUCACUAACAGUUUCUCCUGUGAGUGCCCUGCUGGAUACACAGGGCUUCAAUGUGAAACAGACAUCGAUGAGUGUGACGACAGGCCGUGCAUGAACAACGCCUCGUGCACACAGGGCAUUGGGGCUUUCAGCUGUGCAUGCCAGCCAGGUUUCACCGGUGCUCUGUGUGAGACAGACAUGAAUGAAUGUGAGUCCCAGCCCUGUCUAAAUGGAGGAGAGUGCAUGGAUCAAGUGGCCAGCUUCACCUGCUCGUGUCCUUCCAGCUUCACUGGAGCUUUCUGUCAAACAGAGUUGAUGAUGCCAAAAGACAAUUCUUCUGCGACAGACAACCGAGCAGGGCACUGCCUCUGCCAGAAUGGGGGUGUCUGUGUGGGCAGCAUUGGAACCUGUGAAUGCCCUGCCGGCUACACUGGGGACCUCUGUCAGUUUGAAGUCACCCAGAUCCUGUGCAGCAGCAGGCCCUGUCCUGAUGGGAGUACGUGUUUGGAGUACGGCGGGACCUUCGUGUGCACGUGUCAGACCGGAGCAGACUUCGACCUUCAGGACUUCUACCCAGAUGUACAGCCCCAGUCGGUCUGUGACUCUUCUCCAUGUCUGAAUGGGGGCUACUGCUACGAACGGGACGGGGGCUACUCCUGCGAGUGCAGACAUGGAUACUGGGGGAAGCACUGUGAAAAAGUUAGACUGAAUACUUGUGCUUCUGGCCCCUGCCGCAAUGGAGGCUCCUGUAAAGAGGAGGCGGGGGGCUACAGGUGUGCGUGUCCCUACAGAUUCACUGGAAAACACUGUGAAGUAGGAAGGCCGGACCCCUGUGCCUCCAGUCCCUGUCUGAACGGAGGGACCUGCUUUCACUACAUAGGAAAAUAUAAGUGUGAAUGCAUGGAAGCUUUCAGCGGCAGGCACUGUGAAAUGAGCAGGAGCUCGGCAGAACCGGGCUGCGGGCCACCUCCACAAGUCGAGCACGCUGAGGUCCAGUUCUCCUCAACGACAGUCGGCUCCGUGGCUGUGUAUGUGUGCCAUUCAGGCUUCACGUCUGUUCCCAGGACUGCCACGAGUGUCUGCGGCAUUCUGGGAAAGUGGAGCCAGACACCUGUCUGUGAAGAGAUCAACGAGUGCCUGUCACAGCCGUGUCUCCACGGCGGAACCUGCCAGAAUAACAUCGGGUCCUUUCUCUGCUCGUGCAGGGACGGCUUCAGUGGAAACCGCUGCCACUUAGACAUAAAUGAAUGCCUGUCAGAGCCGUGCAUGAACGGGGGGACGUGUGAGGACAAGCCGGGCUCCUAUCUGUGUCACUGCAGGCCAGGCUUCAGAGGCCAGAGCUGCGAACUAGAGCAGGACGAGUGUGAGUCCGGCCCGUGUCUGAACGGAGGGGUGUGUCGAGGUUACAGAGGGAGUUACGUGUGUUUGUGUAAAGACGGUUUCUUUGGAGAGCAGUGCCAAAUGUUGGAGGACCCCUGUGUACUGAAACCCUGUGGAAACCGUGGCCGUUGCUGGAGUGACAGGAAGGGAAACUACAACUGUGUCUGCAAAGUCGGCCUCACUGGCAAAGACUGCAAGAAAGACCUGUUACCUCCAAACGGUCUCCACGUGCUGCGUGUGGAGGAGCGGGAGGUGGAGCUCUGUUGGGACGAGCCGGAGCCCUCCCUCAGCCCCAUCAGCAUGUUUGCCGUGACCUACGCUCCGCUGGGUCAGAGCAGCACCAAAACGGACUACCUGGACCAUCAUCAGUCCACCCACGUUCUGCGAGGCCUUCAGCCCGGCCUGCUCUACAACAUCUCUGCAGUCUCCCUCAAGUUCAAAACGAACAGCAAUGACACCAGCCAGCCUGCUACUGCUCUCAUUCGCACCAGACCACCACCAGUGGAGCAGCUGCAGGUGCUUAAUGUGUCGUCCUCUCAGGUUUGGCUGAGCUGGCUCAUUCAAGCUUCCCAUCAUGCAGCCAUCAACCGGGUGCACGUGUCUCUAUCGCCACUAGAUGGAAGUGAGGCUCGCUCUGCUGUGCUCAACACAAGCACCAGUCAAUAUACCUUCAGUUCUCUGGGACCGGGUCAGAUGUACACGGUGGACGUGGUAACUCAAAGUGGAACCAGACCAGACGAGUUUCCCUCCACCAGCCACUCAGCGGGUCCGCUGCAGCUCUGGACAAGGCCUCUUGCCCCGCAGAACCUGUCCUUAUCACGUGUAACCCCCAACUCAGCGCUGAUCACCUGGAGUCGCCACUCAACAGACGCCCCGGAUGGCUUUGUGAUCAAUGUGACCAAAGGGCUGAACACCAAGAGUCGCUUCCUGCCAAACGGGAAACUGGGAUCUUUUACGAUCCGUGAGCUGAAUCCGGGACACAACUACUACGUGGCUCUCAGUGCGGUCAAAAACACAGGACAGGAGCAGAUCUACAGCACGCCGCAGCAGUUAGCCUUCGCUACACUACCUGUGCAGGUCAGACCGGCGAGGAGGGAGAGGCCAUCGGUGACUGGUCAGCAGACCCCAAGUGAACGUCCAGGUACUUCAUCCCUCAUGCCAGACCCGGGAGGUCCAGCAGAAACAGAGAACUUAGACGACUCUUUCAGAUUCACAGAAUUGGCUGACAGAAGAGGAAAGAUAACAGCAAAGUUUACUCACCUGCCUCGAAAAACUCUUCGACAUCGAACCAAACCAGAUCCACCAAUCAGAUUAGAAAAGAUGGAAGAAACAACGAAUAGAAUCAGCCUUGCAUUAGAGAUUCAAGAGGAGAGCUUGAGAACAAAGCCUGACUGGCCUCAGGACUGCCGCCGUCUGUCCUGCCACAACGGAGGCACAUGUGUUAACCGAGGCGGCACCUUCAUCUGCAGCUGCACGCCCGGGUUCAAAGGCAGGCACUGUGAACUGUCAUGCCAGCGGAUGCCACACCCCUGCACCCGUCUCUACUCGGAGACCAGGAGUGUGCCCGUGUGGGAGGGGGGAGCCUGCCACUACCUGUAUAAAAGAAUAUAUAAAGUACAGCAGGAUGUGUGUUAUAGAGAAAUCUGUGAACAGAUAUUUCCCAGCAAAAGUCGGACUAGAAGAACAAAUAACCAACAAUAAAGAGCUCCUGGAUGCAGAAAUAACGACUUUUACAGCUGUCACAGCAAAAAUCUCUGAACUCCAACUUUGAUGUAAAUAAUCUACUUGAAUUAUCUGCUUAUUUUGUGCUGAGAAACUGUCUCACAACCCAAUGAAAGAAGCAAACCGUCUCCCAUUAAGGCUGCAUCUCCACCUGAGCAACCAGCGGAUGUUUGAUGCACAUCAUUCUGGACGUUUUCGGGCUCAUUUUUCUCACAGUCACAUACAGUCCGUUCAAAUUAAACAUAAGCAGCAUAAGAAACCUUAUAUACCUCAUUUCCAUGUCCAUGCUGACACAUUGGGAGAGGGUUUUAUCUGUGGUCCCGCUGCAGGUUUGCCCCUCAGGGAAAAAAGCUUCAACUGUUCAGGGUCAUUUCCUUACACCUCCCUACGCUGCUCGUUGAGGAGUCAACAGGAAACAGAUAUUUUUACCACACCCCACAAACUCAUCCUCUCCAGUGCCAACAGUCCAGAAAGUUUUCUGUGUACAGAGUUGUACUCUGCCUGGACAGGCAUUACUGUUUGCUAUCAUGUAAAUAGUGUUUAUAGGCCAUUUUGUAGGUGAAUAUUUUAAUAAUAAAAGUGU